Gasterosteus aculeatus aculeatus (three-spined stickleback) is the source of this 1755-nucleotide messenger RNA. It is a transcript of the gene trim54, whose product is annotated as tripartite motif containing 54. Gene Ontology annotation, molecular function: zinc ion binding. Gene Ontology annotation, biological process: regulation of microtubule cytoskeleton organization. NCBI's taxonomy places the organism in Eukaryota, Metazoa, Chordata, Actinopteri, Perciformes, Gasterosteidae. The record is from RefSeq and is a predicted model, not a curated record. Gene Ontology annotation, cellular component: cytoplasm.
GUGGGGGUUAGCCAGGCUGCCAGUGGGGGUAACAUACAAUGUAGGAGCUGGAGAAGAAGAUAGAGGGACACUAAAGACACCUAGAACACCAAACCCCACCUUCGGUUUCUCUGCUUGUUCCCUACUUCCGUCUCCUUGGACCGCUCACUCACCGCACCGCUGGAGGGGAUGAACUUCGCCCUCAGGCCUCCAUCCUCAGGCAGAUCCGGGCCCGGUGGCGGCAGAGGAGCCACCAUGGAGAACCUGGAGAAGCAGCUGCUCUGCCCGGUCUGCUUGGAGGUGUUCUCCAAGCCCGUGGUCAUCCUGCCCUGCCAGCACAACCUCUGCCGCAAGUGUGCCAGCGACAUCUUCCAGGCAGCCGACCCUCUGUGGCGUUCCCGCGGCUCCUCCAGCACGGGCUCCAGCGGCGCUCGCUUCCGCUGCCCCUCGUGCCUGCACGAGGUGGUGCUGGAUCGCCACGGGGUCUACGGCCUGCAGAGGAACCUGCUGGUGGAGAACAUCCUGGACAUGUUCAGACAGCAGGAGUCCUCCAGGCCUGUGAACAUAAAGCCAGAGCAGAAGCUGCUGUGUGAAGAACACGAAGAGGAGAAGAUCAACAUCUACUGCCUGUCCUGUGAGACGCCGACCUGCUCCAUGUGCAAAGUGUUUGGAAAGCACAAAGACUGUGACGUGGCGCCGCUCAGCAGCGUUUACGCGAGACAGAAGGCCGACUUGAGCGACAGCAUCGCGACGCUGGUCGCCAGUAACGACCACGUUCAGGCCGCCAUCACUCAGAUGGAAGAAAUGUGCCGCACUGUCGAGGAGAACGGCCGGCGGCGGAGGGAACAGCUGGCCGGCCGCCUUGACGGCCUGGCGGCCAUCUUGGACGAGCGGAAGCGGGAGUUGGUGGGGCUCAUCGCCACGGAGCGGGACGGUAAACUCGGGCGCGUUCGGGGUCUCGUCGGCCGCUACAGCGAUCGGCUGGAGGCCGCGGUGGCGCUGGUGGAGUCGGCCAUUCGGUCCAACGAAGAGACACGCGCGCCGCUGUUCAUACAGAGCGCCAACGUCAUACUGGAAAAGAUAGCAGUGGCAGCGAGAUCGUCCCACGCGGAGCGUCCCGAGCUCCACGAGGACGUGAGCCACUUUGUCAUCGACACCGACGACCUCGCCGACAUGCUGAGAAACAUCCGCUUCCCACCAGGUGACGGAGAUGAAGAUCCCGAUGAAUGCGGAGAAGACUCAGACCUCUAAUUCCGCUCCAGAUUUUGAGACCAAAACAGAAAUAUUUGUUGUUUUCAGUGACUGAAGGGAAGAGUUGGAUUUUUCUAAAGGUCAAAAAAGUAAGAAUGAUCCGACAUCCUCGGGUGUUUGAAUCUCCCCGUCAACCUCUGAUGAUAAAUUGAUCAGCGUUUUGCGUCAGACUCCUCUCAUUAAUAAUUCGGCUUCCAGUCAUCAGCUGGGAAGGAUGCACCUGAAGGCCUCAUGUCAACGGUUUAUUCUCAAACACACACUGGACACCUGCUGUUGUCCAUCAUCAGAUUGCUCAUUUGUCAUGGAGACACACACGUUACAAUUCAAGACGCUCCAAGAAACAAAGAAACAUAUUUCAAAGAACCCUUUACGUCAUAUUGUAAUAGUAUCUAAAUAUAUUACACAAAACAGAUAAAUUACACCAUUUAGUAUAAAUACGUACCUCUUUAUUAACUCCGAUAUGAUGACUUACUUGUUAAUGUUUGUUUUUUUGCACUUCAAAAUAAAUUUGGUUAAUUAUCCAUG